Encephalitozoon intestinalis ATCC 50506 is the source of this 516-nucleotide messenger RNA. Its product is annotated as ER to Golgi transport membrane protein. NCBI's taxonomy places the organism in Eukaryota, Fungi, Microsporidia, Unikaryonidae. The coding region runs from base 1 to 516 and encodes 171 amino acids. Gene Ontology annotation, biological process: vesicle-mediated transport. The transcript has a single exon. Gene Ontology annotation, cellular component: membrane. The record is from RefSeq and is a predicted model, not a curated record.
AUGGAUCCUCUCAUGAGUGCGUUCAAAGCAAGAGAAAGUAAAACAUUUUACAGCCCAAUUCCACAUAAGUAUGAACAGAUGUUCAAGCCAAAAAAAUAUGAUCUAGAACACUUCGGACUGACUUUCUUCCAACGUGCAGUAUGCUUCUCUGCAUGCCUUGGGGCCGGGAUUCUUUCGUUCCUCUACAGCAUGAUCAAGAUAGUCCGCCUCUCUCCAUCUGGGUUCAUUCUUCCAUACACAAUCUCAAACUUUCUGUUCUUCAUUAUGUUUGGGUUUCUGCUUGGCUUCAGAUCCUAUCUCGAAGGCUUGUUCUCUAAGAAGAAGCGCAUCCACAGCUCAUGGUUUAUUGGCUGUACACUUCUGACCCUCUAUGUUGUCUUGAAAUACGACAGAUACCUCCUCAACUUAGUAUUCUGCUUCGUCCAAGUGACGUCGUUCAUCAUGUUCUCCUUGACCUUCAUUCCCGGAGGAACCUCGGGUAUGUCCUCCAUGGUCAAUAUGUUCUUCAAGAAAUAA